This is a messenger RNA of Megalobrama amblycephala (Wuchang bream), 3527 nucleotides long. It is a transcript of the gene mpp7a, whose product is annotated as MAGUK p55 scaffold protein 7a. Gene Ontology annotation, biological process: protein localization to adherens junction. Bases 484 to 2226 code for a protein of 580 amino acids. Gene Ontology annotation, cellular component: cell-cell junction; plasma membrane. Lineage: Eukaryota; Metazoa; Chordata; Actinopteri; Cypriniformes; Xenocyprididae. The record is from RefSeq and is a predicted model, not a curated record. The transcript has 20 exons. Gene Ontology annotation, molecular function: protein binding.
AAGAAAAGGAUUACUUCCGCCCGCCUGCCUCGUUGAACGCAGAUUGUACGAAGCGUUUUGCCUGGAAAGAAAAACACUUUGGUCGCAAAAAACUGGGAUAUUUUAAUUAAAGUUCUUCAUUUUUUAUCUUUUAAAAUCAAAGUGAAGGCAACUUUUUCUCGGGAGUAACCGCCCAAGAAACCCAAGGCGUCUUGACUGGACUUCCCAAACACAAUACACAGCUCGACAGAGAGUGUCGACGCGGAGCUUGACACUGACAUCACCAGUGGGUUCGCCCUGAGCAACAGGACAAACUCAUCACUCAUCAUCGUGUUACGACUGAGAGGACUCCUGGAGGAACUCGCUCUUCUUGUUGCUCAGAUUUGCCAAUGACAUAACCAAGGGUUUGCAGACUCUUCCUGGGGUCGAGUCGCCCAACCCCAACGCUGCUGGAUUGUUGUGGUAACGUUGUGAAGUUGAAAGGAAGCUGAUUUGCUGGUCAUCAUGCCAGCCCUCUCCACCAGAACUGGCAGUGAGAUAGGUCUGUAUGAGCUGUUGUCUGUAUUGCCGUCUCAGCUGCAGCCUCAUGUUGAGAGUGCAGAUGACCGCUCCUUUCUGCACGCUAUGUUCGGGGAGAGGAGUCUACAUUCAUUGGUCAAGAUCCAUGAGAAGUUACAGUGUUAUGAAGACCGUGCACCGACUCCAGUACUGGACAGCGCCGGCUCACUGGCUCAAAACCUGCAGUUAUUGUUGACGGAGGAGCUUCAGGGAAGAAGUGCAAGUAAUGAGAUCAGAGAGCUUGUCAAGCUACUGUCCAAACCACAUGUAAAGAGUUUGUUGUCCGUUCAUGAUACUGUGGCCAGGAAGAGUUACGAUCCAGAACUUCCUCCUUUGCCAGAUGACAUUGAUGAUGAAGAAGACUCUGUCAAGAUCAUUCGACUGGUCAAGAAUAAAGAGCCUUUGGGUGCCACCAUAAAGAAGGAUGAACGCAGUGGAGCGAUCAUAGUGGCGCGCAUCAUGAGGGGCGGGGCAGCAGACAGAAGUGGGCUGAUACAUGUCGGAGAUGAGCUGAAAGAGGUCAACGGUAUUCCUGUAGAUGACAAAAAACCAGAGGAAGUAAUCCGCAUCCUGUCCCAGUCGCAAGGUGCCAUCACGUUUAAAGUGGUCCCAGGCAUCAAAGAGGAGGCACAAAGCAAAGAGCCCAAGAUGUUUGUAAAGGCGCUUUUUGACUACAAUCCAGCUGACGAUAAGGCGAUCCCUUGCAAGGAGGCAGGUUUGGCGUUCAAGAAGGGAGAUAUCUUGCAGGUUAUGAGCCAGGAUGAUGCCACCUGGUGGCAGGCCAAACUUGAGGGCGAUGGCAACCUGCGAGCUGGACUCAUCCCUUCCAAACACUUUCAGGAGAGGAGGUUUGCAGUCUGGAAACCCACAACCGUCACGACUCUUCAGAGGACCCCCAGCAAAAGAUUCUCGGGUCUGCGAAGGAGUUUUCGUCUCAGCAGAAGAGAUAAGAAGACAAAUAAAUCCAUGUAUGAAUAUAAGAGAAGUAACCAGUAUGACACAGCUGAUGUGCCCACUUAUGAAGAGGUGACGACCUACCGCAGAAAACACGGAGACAGACACAGACUCGUCGUGUUAGUUGGUCCUACUGGUGUUGGUUUGAAUGAGCUCAAAAGGAAGUUGUUGAUAUCUGAUCCACAACAUUUUAGUGUCACCAUACCACACACCUCUCGAUCAAAGAAACAUUUGGAAAGUGAUGGAGUGGAGUAUCAUUUUAUCUCCAAACACCUUUUUGAGGCAGACAUUCAGAACAGCAAGUUCAUCGAACAUGGAGAGUAUAAGGGAAAUUACUAUGGGACGAGCUUCGACUCUGUACGUUCAGUCCUGUCUAAGAACAAGGUGUGCCUUCUUGACGUACAGCCACAUACGCUAAGACAUAUUCGCACGGCCGAGUUUAAGCCCUAUGUGGUGUUUGUGAAGCCUCCAUCCAUCGAGCGUUUGAGAGAGACCAGGAGGAACGCAAAAGUCAUCUCAGGCAAAGACGAUAAGAACUCGUCCAAAUCCUUCUCGGAGGAGGACUUCCAGGAGAUGAUCAGUGCCUCUCAGAUGAUGGAAAACCAGUAUGGUCACCUCUUUGAAAAGGUCAUUGUGAACGAUGACCUCACUGUUGCCUUCAACGAGCUCAAGCAGGCGCUCAGAAAAGUGGAGACAGAAACACACUGGGUGCCCAUCAGCUGGACUCAUUCCUGAGGGGCUGCUCAAAAGGAACAAAGGAACAAGGCAUCAGAUUUUUGGGGGGUGGAAACUAAGGGAAGGACUUUAAGAACUGUGAAAGAUUUCUUUUUAUUGUUUGUUUUUAUUUUUUGGCUGUAGAUGGUGACAGGGAAAAUAUUUGUCUUAAUACAUCUGAAGUGGUUUAUCUGUUCUUGGAGACUGAAGUGGAAGCGCAUAGGUUUGAUUUUGUUUUGUCGUGCUCGAUAUAGCUGAACGGGUGUAAUUGCACUCAAAGUCGGGAAACAUCUGAUUGUUUAGCAGCUGCUAAGAGAGUGUUCAAACUGCCAUUCAAGUGGUGUGGUGGUGUUGACCACUCCUUGGUGUAUUUUUAACAUUAGUUUAUAGAAACCAAAUGAAUGAUUAUUAUUUUUCUGUGCUCAAAGUACACUUUUUUUAUUCAGAACUUAGCACACUGUACUCCAUUUGCCUGUUACUUUGCAGCUAGUUAAAUCAGCACAGCAUUAACCAUAUAUAUAUAGGUGGGACAUCAUGUGAUGUUCAGUGGGCCCAAAGUGAUUUUAUUUAAAUAGAUAAUUAAUAUAUUUGGAUAUUUUUUAGACUUUUUUUUUAGCCUGUUCCCAGUUGAGAUUUUUGAAUUCGUAUCAGCUGUGAGGAUUUUUCUUUUUGGUAAGUGCUCAUGGCUGAUUAAAGCCUCAGGAUUUUAUUAAUGUAAGACCCGCUGUGUGCAGAAGCUGACUUCUUUAUUUCAGUUUCAUCUCUCUCCUUAUUUCUCUCCCUUUUCCCUCCAUCUCCAUCCUGUUGUUGAGGGCAGGUGCUUGGAAAACCCAUAGGGAAUGUACUCAAUCUGGGCUGAUUAGGCAAGACUCUCUUAAAUGUGUUUAAGAAGCCUAACAGCAGCACUUCCACAAUAGAAUCUCAGAGAAAAAUAUGUUAAAUGGCAACCUCAAAUGUUACAAGGCAUUUCAGAAAGGAGUAGUUCACCCAAAAAUGAAAAUUCUGUCAUAAUUUUGUUCUGUUUUACUGUAUAGCUUCAGAGGACUUUGAAUAUAGACAUUAGUCAAAUGGACUUUAAUGGUACUCUCUCAUUUUUGGUGCUCAACAGUCCCAUCCACCUAAAUUGUGUGUUCCGCAGAAGAAAGAACAUUGUACGGAUAUGUAACAACUAGUGAUGCACUGAAAUUUCAACACCCACAAAAAAAAAGGGUUCCAAUCAAAAUAUUUUGGAUUGAUAGUUUUUUGGAUGCACUUACUCUGUCCUGGGUUUCCAUCCAAAUGUGAAGCGAAUCUUUUCAAAGUUCGCAAAAAAAACAAACAAA